CUUCCCCCCCCCCCUCGACCAGGGUCGACAUCUUUGUGUAGCUGCGGGCUAGCUAGCUAGCUCGGCGGCUAGCGGACGAGCUAACGCGGCCGCGGCUUAUCCGCCGUCAAUACAAAGAUUGCGGAUGACAGCUGGCGUCUUGUGCGCAUUUGUUGAGUGUCGGUCGUGCUGUUGUUCCGUUUGCGGCGGCGACGAGCGGCCAGGUGCUAACUAGCUAGCCGAGGUUAGCGGGCUGCUCAUCGUUUCUGUGCAAAAUGGCGUUUUCGGCAAAGUCAAACAUGUUGUUCACCGGUGGGCUGUUUGCGGGAAGGGAGGCGCGCUCGCCGCGAGAAGGCCUCUUUCAUUUUGCGGGGACGGGACCGAACCCGGGCAGGCUCGUUUGUGACAGAGGCGGGAGGGAGCAACCGUGCUAACCGUGCGUAGAACAAAGCUCCGUAAAAUGGGAACCGUGCGGCGGGGAAGAUGCUCGGCUUUGUCCGGCAGAUGCGCGCUGGAGUCGGGCCAAGGUCAGGCGGCCCCCCGCGGCCCACUCUUCCGCUCCAUCUUUCCUCUUCGUUGGGCCAGCAAGUCGGUCAAAGAAGACGAGUGACAACUUUACACGCGCGUCAACAACACGUGGACGCAUAAUAAACCAGUUUAUUUCUUCUGUUGUGUUGUUGGCUUACAUGUUACCAUAGAAACACUGCUGGAGCAAAUAUCAAAGUUUAUGGUUGCGUUCGGAACCCUUCACUCAUUUCCUACUUUGUCGUUUUUAUAUGGUGGACCUAGUUCCCUAAAAAGUCCACCAAACAUCCUGUUGUAGUGAUUCGGGAGUGAAUGAUUCCAAAAGCAGUUAAUCAAUUAUCAUUCCCGACUCCCUAAUCACUCAAUAUACACUUUUACAGAGUGACCCAGAGAGUUCCCUCAAAAGUCCACUAAAAAAAAACCCGAUCCACGUCAGCUGGCGGAACUUCCCUGAGAAACAUUGAACGAGUAAAUCCGUUAUAAUCCCGUGAAAUAGUUUUUUCUUAAGUGUAUUUAGCAAAAUGAAUGCAAACAUUGCACUUUGUCCAUCCGUGUUGUGCUGUGUUGCUGUACUUGCGUCAAAUAUAUGUUCGCACUACAUCUCAUGCUGAAACUUGAAAUGGAAAAUGAUCGACACCUUGCGUCAUGGGAUGCAUUUGUAGCAAUGAUUUCCCAAAAGUGACCAUCCAAAUCCUGAAUGGCCAUUUCGGCGUGAGUACAAGGCACAGAGAGUUUUGAAAAUCGGAUGAUGGCUUCUGGAGAAAUGUUUUGUUUUUUUUUGCAUCCGGUCAUGAUCGUUUCCAACUAAGAAGCGUUUUGGAUUCCAGGUGAAACAUCUUCAACGAACCUCGAUGCGACCUUUGCCGAUCACAGUGGCGGUCGUGACCUGGCCGAUUAACAAUCUACGCGCACGUUAGAAAGAUGGCCUUUUUUUGGGAACAUUUUUGUGUGGUAGCGCCUAUUGAAAAUCUGGUCAAAAAACACCUCCACCUUCGAGAACUUGAUCAUUUCUCAACAUAUCUCCUCGAGCCUUUGGUUUUGCUCUGCGACACGGGGAAGCCCUUCUCCGACUGGCUACCAAGUUUCAGUUCAAAAUAUCCACCGACAAGAUCGUACGGUCGGAAACUCUCAGGGAGAAAUUCUCCAAGUGUGUGUGUGCGUCCCAAAAAACGUGAAGGUUUAAACGGCCCGAAAAACUCUAGCUAAAUAGACCAAAUGGAAAAGUGGAAUAGCUCGUGUACGUCGUCAGUCAGUCAUUGCUUUCCUGAAUGAAUUUGUUCUGGAGGAUUUUAGAGGCCUUUGAUGUAUUCAUUCCACGCGUUUUUUUGUUGUUGUUGAGAAAAUUCCACCAAGAUGGCAGCUACUUGUCACGUUGCUACAUAUAGUGGGCUAUAUAGUUGAAAGGAAAAAGAGUUUGGAACACUACUUAAUGACGUCACAACUUGCCAGAUCCACGUCGGCUGGUUGAGCUUCCCAAAUACUGCAUGAGUAAAUGCGCUAUAUUUGCAUUACAUUGUGUUACAUUUAUUGUACAAAAUGAAUACAAACAACUUAAUGGACAUCCGUGUUGAUGAUAUUUUUGGGCCAAAACUUGAAACCAAAUGUUUUCUUCUGGACCAGCACACUGCAUAAUGGGAUCAAGUCGAUUUUCUAUAACCGCUCACCGGCCACCUGCAAGGGGCGCGGCCCGAUUGGCCGUCGGGCAGACGAUGUCCGCCGGCGGCGCUCUCGACCGUUGAGCAAAGACUCUCCCGUGCCAAAGCCCCUCCCGCGAGUCCCAAUGGUUACCGGCGGUCGCACCGUGGCGACUCCCACCUGAAAACUGGCGCCAGAGUACUAUGGCAAUGCAUGAUAUGAGUCGUGCCAAGGGUUUCCCCUGUAAAGAAUGUGAUAUGGUCUGCCCCAGUACUCCAAGUCUUCUAGAACAUAUGAAAGCACAUUACCAGCAAGGAGAAAGCGCACGUUUUGAAUGCGAACAGUGUGGACGAAUUUACAAGCACGCGGCUAGCUUGGCCAACCAUAAAAAGUCUCACGAAGUGGGCUCCUUCCAGUGUCCCGUCUGUACCCGCACCCUGCCCAACGCGGUGGCCCUCAAGAAUCACCUUCGCAUACACACCUUGUCCCCAAGUAGCGCUCACGCCGAAGAAGAGAGCGAGGAGGUACCCGAGGAAGGAGCUCCUCACGAAAGGGACUACGCCCUGAGCCAGGACCUCUCGGACAGCUUCGGGCGCUCUCACUUGAACAACAGCGCCCUGCAGGGCCACGAAGGUAGCAAAAGUUCCCCCGAGUCGGACGACGCCUGGGACCGACCGUUCAAGUGCGACCAGUGCGACAGAACCUACCGGCACCACGGCAGCUUGGUAAAUCAUAAGAAGUGUCACCAGCAAGGAAGCUUCAAGUGCUCCGUGUGCUUUAAACAAUUUAGCAACCUGGCUGCCCUCAACAGCCACGAGAGAACUCACUCCAAGUUUAAGAGCCCCGCAGCGUCCAUGGUGAGCAGCGGCGGCGGCGGCGGCGGCCUCCACCAGUCUGAGCGCGGCGGGGGCGGGGGCGGGGGCGUGGGCGGCGGCGGCGGCUCUCAGGCCGCCCAGAGCGACAACGCCAACUCCUGCUUCUGCCACCUAUGCCAGAUUGCGCUUCCCACCAAGGCCGACUUCCAGGAGCACAUCCUCCUGCACAACACCACCUCGCCGUCCCUCGGACUGUCCCGGAGCUUUCCCGGCAUUAUGCCUCACAAUCUGAGCGCGGUUCGAUCUCCGGCGUACACCCCGGCUCUCGGGGACCCUCUUCCCCUGCCGCCUUUGCCCGGUGACAAAAGAGGUCCCUACGACCCCAUAAUGGGCCCUCCCGUCAACAAUCCCAUAUACACGUGCGCGUACUGCGGUGCGGGACAUCCUGACCUGGAGACCCUCAAAGUACACUACCUGACCCACGACCCCAACCCCGCCUCCCACGGCCAGGACAGCUCCAUACUCAACUCGGAGACACUAAGCGCCGCUUCUCAGGGCUCGGUCUCAUCUUCUUCCGGAGACCACGUGGAGCAGUCCGGUUCUCCGGAGGACGGCGAGCGGCGCUUCAAGUGCGGCGAGUGCGGCAAGAGCUACCGGCACGCGGGCAGCCUGGUCAACCACAAGCGCUGUCAUCAGACGGGCCACUAUCAGUGCACCGUCUGCUGUAAGCAGUACCCCCACUUGGCAGCGCUGCACAGCCACCUGCGAAGCCACAAGGGGCGCUCCGCCAACCAGCCCCUGGGCGACGGCAAUGACUGGUUAUCUCCGGAGCCGCUGACGCUGGACUCUCAGCAGAGCUACGUGCAGGAGAGCAGCGGCGCCACUACGCCCAUUUCACUGCCAGGAAACCUCGCGGACCCUGCCCACUUCGGACCGGAUGGGGGUCACGGCAGCGCUUUGGAAUCGCUCGAGUUCCACGACCGCUUCGACGGAGGCUCCUCCGCGCACCGGCAGGCCGACCGCCACGUGUGCGCCGACUGCGGCGAGAUGUACGCUGACGUGUCUGGUAUCAAGUCGCACAUGUGCCCCCGCCGUGGUCAACCGCCGCCACAGCAGCAGAGUAACAUGUCGAAUGGUUUCAUAGGCAACAUAAACUAUCACAACUCCAGCAGCGGCUCCGCAAUGGCCUCCGGCAGUCUGAAGGAGGGGAGCGGUCAGCGACAGUACGCCCCGACCGGCGGCAAGCGGAUGGGAAACGCCGACAAGGAUGACGACGACGGGGAAGUCUACCAGUGCUCCGUGUGCGGGAACCAUUACGCCAGCCUCCGAGCCCUGCGCAGCCAUCUGCGAAGUCAUGCCAACAAUCCCUCCGGUCCCGGACCGUCCAGCCUGGAGCAGGACUGGAGGAUGAUCUGCUCCACAUGUGGCCAAAGCUUCUCCAGGAAGCAAGACCUUCUAAAUCACCAACUAGUCCACGGUCCCCAGAGGCCGGACGGCCAACAACAGGGCAUCGGCGGAUCUUCAGCCAAUGGCGGCGACAAGAUGGAUGGGCGCAGCCACAUUUGCGUAGACUGCGGCAUGUUCUUCGCCGACCGUCACCACCUUAUCACCCACCUGUGUCCCGGUAAGAAUCGGGCCAGCACGCUGAGUAAGCAGGGCCUCAAUGGAGCCAAAGGGAUGUCCGGAGGGGAGGGCAUUGCGGGCGGAAGUCGUGACGUGGCGGGGAACGGGCGGCGGGCGAUGGUAGACCAAAGUGACAAACCCCACAAGUGUGACCAGUGUGGGCGAGGCUACAGACACCCGUGCUCCCUCCUCAACCACAAAAAGUCCCACAAGACAGGCGUGUUCCGCUGCUUGGUGUGUCAGAAGCGUUACUACAACCUGCUGGCCCUCAAGAACCACCAGAGGACCCACUUUGACCUCAAGAGGCACAAGUGUGAAGAAUGCGGAAAGGCCUUCAAGAUCCAAAAGCAGCUGAUUAACCACCUCCGUCUCCACGAGGAACACCGGGCCAAAGGUCUGGUCCGGACCGGCCCCAACGGCUCGCGAUACCAGCAACCCGGCCCCUCUCAGAUGCAGAGCAUGCGAGGGGAGUCGUCGAAGGGCCCCGCGAUGGGCGUCAAAUACGCUCACCAGGGCUUCAAGAAGCCCUACUCGUCCGCGGGAACGUCCAGGCCCCAGAAGUUCGACCCGGCCGAGAGCGGGCGGCGGCCUUUCACCUGCGAGGAGUGCGGCAAGACGUACCGGCACGCGGGCAGCUUGGCCAAUCACAAGAACCUCCACAAAAUCGGCGAGUACCACUGCAACGUGUGCAACUCCACGUACCCCAACAGGCUGGCCAUGAAGAACCACCUGCGCCUCCACUUCGCCCAGAAGAAGCACAACUGCCAGGAGUGCGGGAAGGGCUUCCGCACCCAGCGGCAGCUGGCCACACACACCACGGCGGGCCUAUGCAAGGGUCCCCAAGGUCCGGGCGCCCAGAUGGACUUCGAGUGCGACGGCUGCUGCGAAGGCUUUCCGUCGGCCGAGCAGCUCGCGGCGCACGACUGCCCCGCCCAGCACCUGCCGUCCUCGUCGUCGUCGUCGGCCGGCGGCUCGGCCAACGUCAGCGCGGAGAGGAGCUCGGCGGACCCGGACUCGGACGAGAGGCCUUACGCCUGCGACCUGUGCAGCUGCGCCUACAAGCACGCCAGCUCCCUGCUCAACCACAAGCACACGCACAAGACGGGUGACUUCCGCUGCAACUUCUGCGACAAGCCUUACACCAACUACAUGGCCCUGCGCAACCACAUGCGCAUCCACACGCAACGUAAGAAGCACAUCUGCCACACGUGCGGGAAAGCCUUCCGCCUGGCCCGCUUUCUGCGCAACCACCAGAAGGUCCACGAGGAAGGCGCCACCCCCUUCGGCUGCCCCACCUGUGGGAAGAGUUUCCAGGGGAGGUCUGGCCUGGCCCGACACCGCUGCGGGGACAACCAGGUAGGCGUGGAUAUCAGGAGGAAGACGGCCGGCGCAGCGGGAGAGGGCGACGAGUGUCGGUACACGUGUGACCAAUGCGGACGCUCCUACCGCCACGCCAGCUCCCUCCUCAACCACAAGAACACGCACACGCUCGGCAUCUAUCACUGCGCCGUGUGCCUCAAGACCUACUCAAACCUCCUGGCCCUCAAGAACCACCGUCGCAUCCACUCCGAGCUGCGGCGCCACCGCUGCCACGACUGCGGCAAGAGCUUCCGGGUCGCCUCGCAGCUCUACAACCACCGGCGGGUCCACCAGAAGCAGCGGGAGCUGACCUGCGCCUCGUGCCGCCGCGCUUUCCCCACGCAGGCCAGCUUCCGACUGCACAUGGAGAUCAGCCACGGCCAGGCGCCCCUGCGGCCCCCGCCCCACCGCCACCGGCCGGGCUGGGGAUCGGGCCUAGACCUGACCUUGAUGCAAGAGCGAGGCGCGGACGGCGCCGCUCGGGCCCGCGGACGGCAGGGGCCGCCCAAGGCCCACGUGUGCGACCAGUGUGGCCGCUCCUACCGCCACGCCAGCUCCCUGGUCAACCACAAGAACAGCCACAAGACCGGAAGCUUCUUCUGCAACGCGUGCCACAAGCAGUUCCCCAACCUGAUGUCCCUCAAGAACCACCGGCGCAUUCAUACCGAGCCCAAACGCUACCAGUGCCCCGAGUGCGGGAAAUCCUUCCGCGUGUCCACGCAGCUCAUCUGCCACCGCCGCAUGCACACAAAGGAAAAACCCUUCACGUGCUCGCAGUGCGACAAACGCUUCUCCUCCAAGUCCAACCUCAGGCACCACAUGAAGGUCCACUGGGUCGGCGACCCCGCGGCGCCGUCCCGCAGGGCCGCCGUCCCGCCGCCCGACUUCGGGGACGUGCCGAGCGGCGCCUUCGUUUGAACUCUGCGCGCUUCCCGUUUGCCGUGCGCGACAGACAAAACGGAAACGCGAACGCACACGCGCAAACGGGCCUCGGCCGCCCCUCUUCCCGGACAUGCCCGCUUGAGAAGACUUGAGUGACAGAUGGGCGGAGCUAAGGGAAGGAGAUGGGGUGUGGCCUUUGAGGGGGCAAGGACUUUGACCGACUUUGCAUAUGCGAUUGGACCGUGUAGGAGAUCGUCGUCGGCAACACGGGAUUGGCCGGUGAGCUGUGUGUGUCCUUUGGGAAGCUCCGCCUCCUGAUUGUGUAGAAUAGUUAGUGUUAAUGACGACAUGUGCACGCGUGUAAGUGUGUGUAGUAGCGGCAGCGCUAGUGUGUAGACGUCUUUUGAGCUGUGAUGAACCAUAAUCCUCGUGGCCCUGCGCAAAAAGGGACCUUUGUAUUUUCUAGCAUAGCUUUUGCAGUAUUUAUUGACUGGACGCUGCAGCUCUAGUUAGCGUCGUGACGGUAGCGCGCGCGUUUCACUGUUGUUUGUCCGCUGAGUUUGAGGUCCUGUGACUUUUCUAACGUCUUUUUGAUAAUUUGUUAACGUUAAACUGCUGAGGACCGAAUAUAAAUGGACGACAAACGCGCGCGACCGGACACUAACGCCGCGCGUUAGCGUCCUGUCGACAAACAUGGACAAAUGUUCGAAGUUACCGAUCAUCAAAAGAGGAAGAUGAGCGUAGAACAGGAAAUGGAAUUGUGAGGUAAAGGAUGUCGCCUCCCAGGAACGCGCGUCCUGAACGUUCUUGGUUUAAUAUAGACUGUGCUUCUUUUUACACUUGUAUGAUCGUUGUACGCAUGUCACUUUGUAUUUUGUAUUCCGUGUUUUGACAUCGAACUCGACUGUAAACUUCAUUUACACGCAUUAAAAGACUUGCACAAACGCGCGA
Messenger RNA from Phyllopteryx taeniolatus (common seadragon), 7769 nucleotides. RefSeq names its product zinc finger protein 646. The transcript is spliced from 4 exons. Gene Ontology annotation, molecular function: DNA-binding transcription factor activity, RNA polymerase II-specific; RNA polymerase II transcription regulatory region sequence-specific DNA binding. Gene Ontology annotation, cellular component: nucleus. NCBI's taxonomy places the organism in Eukaryota, Metazoa, Chordata, Actinopteri, Syngnathiformes, Syngnathidae. The coding region runs from base 2343 to 6854 and encodes 1503 amino acids. The record is from RefSeq and is a predicted model, not a curated record. Gene Ontology annotation, biological process: regulation of transcription by RNA polymerase II.